AUGAAGCUGUCGCGUCGCUGCAAGUCGCGUCAAGUCGCGUCAUGGACGUUGGCUUUCUACCUCUUACCUUCAUUACCUCCUACCUCGCCUCUAACCUCCAUCACAUACCUCAUCUCUCUGCACCAAAUGGGAAAGUCCAAGAAAUCGGACAAGUCCAGUCGCUCCAGGUCCAGGUCCAGAUCACUGAGUCCAGAGAAGGAGAAGACGAAGAAAUCGAGUUCCAAACGCAAGGAGGCUCCAACGUCAAGCUCUAGCCACCGAAACAAUUCCGGGAAAUCUAGCUCGGAUUCCAGCUCAGAAAGCGAGCCUGAGACCGAGCCUGAGAAGGAGCCUCCACGCAAGAAACGGAUAAGCCGCCGCAACCAGGAGUCCGACUCGGAGCAGCCUGUCCAGACUAACGCUAUACAGGCAACAGUCAGCCUCCCCGAGACCGCGCCUGUGGCAGCACAAGAUGCACGAGAAGAAGGAAAUAUGGCGCUCACCAUUGCCGUCCGACCGAGCCACAUCAGGAAAAUCCAGAUUCGCAAAUGA
Molecule: messenger RNA, 531 nt
Organism: Fomitopsis serialis
Lineage: Eukaryota; Fungi; Basidiomycota; Agaricomycetes; Polyporales; Fomitopsidaceae
Exons: 1
Coding region: 1-531 (176 amino acids)
Source: RefSeq, a predicted model, not a curated record